CAUCGCACUUUUAAAAAUAGCGUAAAAAUAGCCAGAGCAGCAGCACAGCUUUCGAUAUAUCGAUAAGCAUUGUCAUUGUCUUGAAAUCGGAAUCGGUUUAUUAAAAACAACAAUAAUGAGUGGCUCGCAAUUAUUCCCAGUGAAUCUGAACAACCUGAGUGCCAAGGAGCGACACAACUAUAUCCUCAAUAAUUACGUUCUCAACUCGCCGGCGGAGGCGGAAUCCCGUCGCCACAAGCGGGAUAUCGAUGUCAUUCGGGAGAAUCACCGCUUCCUGUGGGAGGAUGACGAGUUGGAUACCGACACCCUGAGCUGGGAGCAGCGCUUGGCCCUGCGAUACUACAGGAAGCUGUUCAAGGAGUACUGCAUCGCGGAUCUGUCCCGCUACAAGGAGAACAAGAUAGCGCUGCGCUGGCGAACAGAGCAGGAGGUGGUCACCGGAACAGGGCAGUUCCAGUGCGGGAGUCGGCAUUGCGGGGAGCGGGAUAAUCUGCGCAGCUGGGAGGUCAACUUUAAGUAUAUCGAAAAGGGGGAGCCCCUAAAUGCACUAGUUAAGGUGCGGCUUUGUCCCACUCACACAGAUCAGCUGAACUACCGCACCAAGAAGCGGGAGUGCAAGAAGCAGCGACGUAGGGAAAAGGAGGAACGGCGCGCUGAGAAAAAACGUAAGCGUCGAAAGCUUGACAUUGAUCAAGAAAGUUCUGGCGAAGAUGAGGAGGAAACUGUUGAACCAGCAUCCGAGCCCCAGCCAGAAGCCAGCAAAGAGGCUACAACCCAAAAAGAAGACACCACUGCAGACGAUCAGAUUUGGCUACAACAACCGGAGAUUGGCCAGGAGCAGGCCUCCAGAGAGCAGGAAUUCGAGCGGUAUCUAGAGGAUCUCCUCUUUUAAAAUACAUAGCACAUUUAUUUGGAUUCAACGUA
Drosophila teissieri is the source of this 924-nucleotide messenger RNA. RefSeq names its product protein FRA10AC1. NCBI's taxonomy places the organism in Eukaryota, Metazoa, Arthropoda, Insecta, Diptera, Drosophilidae. The transcript is spliced from 2 exons. Gene Ontology annotation, molecular function: phosphatase activity. Bases 116 to 892 code for a protein of 258 amino acids. Gene Ontology annotation, biological process: dephosphorylation. The record is from RefSeq and is a predicted model, not a curated record.